This is a messenger RNA of Antechinus flavipes (yellow-footed antechinus), 3050 nucleotides long. RefSeq names its product basic helix-loop-helix ARNT like 2 (gene BMAL2). The record is from RefSeq and is a predicted model, not a curated record. NCBI's taxonomy places the organism in Eukaryota, Metazoa, Chordata, Mammalia, Dasyuromorphia, Dasyuridae. Gene Ontology annotation, cellular component: nucleus; transcription regulator complex; cytoplasm. The transcript is spliced from 16 exons. Gene Ontology annotation, molecular function: protein dimerization activity; DNA-binding transcription factor activity, RNA polymerase II-specific; RNA polymerase II cis-regulatory region sequence-specific DNA binding. Bases 307 to 1947 code for a protein of 546 amino acids. Gene Ontology annotation, biological process: regulation of transcription by RNA polymerase II.
UGUGAAGCUUUGCCCGCUCCGGUGGCUGGGUUAGGGAAGGAGAAAAGCAGGAAGGGGCGCAGCCUGCUGCAGAGGCUGCCGCUGAGCAUCCCCGACGCAGCCCCGCAGGUGUGCCUGCAGCCGCCGCGCGGCUGGUGAAGCCUCCUCGGGAGUGUGCGGGACGGAUUCGGGGGCUCCUCCAUGCAGCCGGCCGGAGGGCUCGAGAACCAGCCGGCUGGCCCGUGCUAUGGCUUGGGGAGAAGAGGCUGAGGCUGCGGGGAGCCAGCCCGGCGAGGCUGCCGCUGCAGAGAAGCUGUUGACAUUGUUAUGGAUCAUUUACAAAGCAGAAUGGAAGAUGGUGAACAAGUGAAAAUGAAGUCCUUCAGAGAAGCUCACAGUCAGACAGAAAAACGGAGAAGAGAUAAAAUGAAUAACUUAAUUGAAGAACUAUCCGCUAUGAUCCCCCAGUGCAAUCCCACGGCCCGCAAACUGGACAAACUUACUGUAUUGAGAAUGACUGUACAGCACUUGAAGUCCUUAAAAGGCUCUACCAGUUCUUAUACAGGAGAUAAUUAUAAGCCUACAUUUAUACAGGAUGAUGAGCUGAGACAUUUAAUCCUCAAGGUUGCAGAUGGGUUCCUAUUUGUUGUUGGAUGUGAUCGAGGAAAAAUUUUGUUUGUCUCUAAAUCAGUCUCCAAAACACUUAAUUAUGAUCAGGCAAGUUUGACUGGACAAAGUUUAUUUGACUACUUACAUCCAAAAGAUGUUGCCAAAGUAAAGGAACAGCUUUCUUCUUCUGAUAUUUCUUCAAGAGAGAAAGUGAUAGAUGCCAAAACUGGCUUUCAAGUCCAAGCAAAUUUCCCUGCUGGAACAACUCAUCUCUAUUCUGGUGCAAGACGAUCCUUUUUUUGUCGGAUAAAAUCUUAUAGACCAUCAAUCAAAGAAGAACAGGAAUGCUUACCUAACUCAAAGAAGAAAGAUCACAGGAAGUUCUGUACUGUUCAUUGUAUGGGUUAUUUGAGGAGUUGGCCCAUGAGCGUAGUAGGACUGGAAGAAGACAACGACAACCAGAAAAACAGCAGUAACUUUAACUGCCUUGUGGCCAUUGGAAGAUUACAUCCAUAUAUUGUUCCACAGAACAGUGGGGAAAUUAAAGUCAAACCAACAGAAUUUGUUACCCGCUUUGCCACGAAUGGAAAAUUUGUUUAUGUGGAUCAACGGGCAACAGCAAUUUUAGGCUAUCUUCCACAAGAACUUUUGGGAACUUCUUGUUAUGAAUACUUCCAUCAAGAUGAUCAGAGUAAUCUAACCAACAAACAUAAAGCAGUCCUACAGAGUAAGGAGAAAAUCUUUACUGAUUCCUACAAAUUCAAAGCAAAAGAUGGUUCAUUUAUAACUUUAAAAAGCCAGUGGUUUAGUUUCAUAAACCCUUGGACCAAAGAACUGGAAUACAUUGUAUCCAUCAACACAUUAGUUCUGGGAUGUAGAGAAUCCAGGGAAACAUCACUGCUUACUUGCAGCUCACACUCAUCAGAAGAUGCUUCCAGACAGUCUUUUAUUAGUGUGCCUGGAAUAUCUACAGGAACAGUCGUUGGUGCUGGUAGUAUAGGAACAGAGAUUGAAAAUGAAGUUCUCGACUUACAGAGGUUACAUUCUUCUCCAUCUCUUGCUGAUUCAAGUCCAACAAACAUCAGAGAAUCUCCAGCAAUUAAUUGCAGUAAUGUGCCAAACAAAGAGCUGAUUCAGUUAUGUUCUUCUGAAAGGGGAAACCAUGAGCCUUCGGGGCAAAGCCUUGGUAUUAUUUCUUUCUCCGGCAAUGAAACACUGCUCAGUGACAACACGCAGUUGGAUUUUGAUGCAAUGUGUGAAAAUGAUGACACUGCCAUGGCUGCCUUCAUGAAUUAUUUAGAAGCAGAAGGAGGUCUGGGGGAUCCAGCUGACUUUAGUGACAUCCAGUGGACACUCUAGCUCUUGUCCUUCUCUAUAAAUGAGAGGUGUAUAAAAGUGUUUCAUAUACAACUGUAUAUUCCUCAGUAUUGUAUUAAUACUAUUUUUAUCUUUCAAGUUGUUGAUCUACUGAUUUGUACUGAAUUGCAACUUGUUGAUGAAGGAAUAGGUGAAAAGCUGCAGUUUUCCAUCAAUGGAGAACCUUAGUUUAUUACUAAUCCUUUAUAGAAUAAGAUUGCUUAUAUCCAUGGAUUGGCUAUUUUAUCCUAAAAUGUUCUUAUUCCCCCCUCUCCUCAAAUGUACAUUGUACUAAGUAUCAAUGUUCUUUGUAUAUUAGUUGUUUAUUUCUUUGUGUGACAUCUGAAUUCAACAGGAUUAAUUAUAUGACUUUUUUUUUUCUUUUUGGAUUAUUGAUGAGGUUUUGUUCUUUGAUAUGUCUUUUUUAUUUAAGUAUGUACUCUUAAUUGGUGAUGGGGUUUAUAGGCUAUAAGGACAAGGUAAAUACCUCAAAACUGAAAGGAUAAUGUUAUGUUUAGCACAAUCAUACAGAAUAUUGUAUGUAGUCUUAAUGGCUACAAAUAGGAACCAAAUCAGAAGAUAGAGGCAGAAUAUGGUACUCUGAGUUAGUAUUCAGAGCAAGGAAAUGCAAAGAACAAAAGAUUUAGAAUCAGAAAGAAAUUUGAAAUCUAGUUCUUCAAUUGCUGUCUAUAUGACUUUAGGCAAAUCACUUCAUCUUUCCAGGUCUAUAUCUUUAAAAUAGCAGACUUAAAGCUAGAUUGUCUCUAAAGUUCCUUCUAGUUGGAAUCCUAUGCUUCUGAGUAAAAAUACUUUUUUUUUAGUAAGGCAAUUGGGGUUAAAUGAUUUGUCCAGAUAAAGUAAAAAUACUUUUUAAAAUAUUGGAAAAUGUGAUGUUUUAUUCACAGGAUUUUUCUGUUCUUGCUGGUUCUUUUUUUUAAGAGCUUUUUUAAGGUGCCUUAAAGCCAGGCUGUUGAUUUCUUACUUUACAUAAAUCAAUAUUCUCUGCUUUACUCAAUAUUCCUACUGUCAACUUUGGACAUGGUAUUAUUAUAGAUGAAUUUUAGAGCUGGAAGAUAUCUUAGUGAUCCCUUUUUCUCAUAUAUAUA